AACAGUUGUUAAACCUAUAGUUAUUGAUUAAAAUAAUAUUCUACUAACGAUUAAUCGAUUGAUUCAAAGUGAAUUAAUCAUAAAACUAGUGAAUGUUAUAAUUGUUAUAUGAAUUUAACAUUUCUUGGACCAUCCGUGCAAAUCGAUUAACCGGCAUCCGUCCGGUCCCGAGCUGCCCGGAUAAUGGACGUUCUACUGUAUAAGUUUUUAUGUUUUUAAGCAGACGAGCACUAUUAUAGCAUUUGGCUAUGAAUCAAACUCACCGUAAUGGUUUGCUGGCGGAGUGGGGGGGUAUUCGAGAUCCCUCGACUACUUGGCUUAUUGCCACGUGAGUACAGACAGGCCUUGACCGGCAGCGGUUGUUUUGCCAAAAGAAGAACAUCUGCCUUAAUCCCGUGUCGCCAAAAUUAGAAAUUAAUAAAAUAUUCUCUUCAAAUGCGUUGGUCGUUAAAUUAAAACAAAGUGAUACAGGGUUUUAAAUCAUAUAAGGAAAUAGUUCUUUGGAAUCAUAUCAUAUAUAAGGAAAUGUUUAAAUCGGUAGAGGAAUAUAGCAAGCAUGCUGUGGAAGUUUGCAAGCAUAUAGAGGAGUGUUGCAAUCGACUAGGAAAAUUUUGAAAUCAUACUGUGGAGCUGUCAUCAGACUGUGGGUGCCGGUAAAAAGCUUCAACAUCGACUACUAUACAUACUGUUGUAUAUGCUGGAAUUACCAUCCACGGGGCCCCGCGGCCGCUCAGUCCGUGUACCGUUAAAUCUGCCACUGGCAUUAACCGACAAGAAUGCAGCGCGCGCCCGUAUGCUGCGGCAUGAAACCCUUCAGAACGUGGAGCACUACAGACGACUGAGAACACAAUAAACCCUGUUCUUCCAGGUCUGAAGCAGCUAGCCUAGUCGGGAGACACCCGCUUGUUCUGCAGGAGAUUGAAUGAGGCGCGGAGCGGGUUUGCUCCUAAAACCGCAAUGUGUCGGGAUGCGGAAGGAAAUCUCCUGACAGACGAGCGGGAGGUGAUCGAAAGUUGGAAGUGCUACUACGAAGAACAUCUGAAUGGAGCAGAGGCAGGAGAGGUUGGCGCAAGUGGCAGAACAAGGCAACCACCACAGCAGCAGCUCAGCAGUAACAACAGCGACAGCAUUGGCGAAGACAACAGCAUCAGUGCAGACGACGAAGUGCCCCCACCAUCUCUGAACAAAAUUGCCAGCGCAAUCAAGCAGUUUAAGAGCAAUAAGUCUGCUGACAGUGAUGGACUGGCGGCCGUGCUCUUCAAGAUGAUGCCAGAGAGGCUUAUCGUCGAAAUGCAUCAGCUAAUCGUGAAAGUCUGGGAGCAGCAGGAACUACCGAAGGAGUGGAAGUUGAGUGUUAUUCACCCAGUAUACAAAAAGGGCGACAAACUGGAUUAUUAUAAUUCUCGAGCCAUAACGUUCGUUAAUGCCGCCUACAAGAUCCUGUCCCAGAUCCUGUUCUGCAGACAUGUGCCCCUUGCUACAAAUUUUAUCAGCAGCUACCAAGCUGGAGUCACGCAUUUACACAACAAUAACAAGGGCGCUAUACAUUUGCUAUCAAUCAUUUGCUAUAGUCAUGCCGGGCUCAUACACAUCAGAUGCCGCAUUCAGAGCAAGACAUAUGCGCAAGAACGGGUCGUCGGAGGCGAAAGCGGUCCUUGUGUGGACAGCAUCGCCCGAGGGAGGAGGGUUCUUGCACGUAUAGCUGUAUCAAUAAGAGCAAAGCCGGACAAUCGAUGCUACCGUUGAGAAGCCCGACGAUGAAUACCAGUCUAGCAUUUCGUAUCCGGUCGUCGAGUUGGGGUAAGUUGUGCAACAAACACCUUGUUUUGUAGUCAUUGUUACUCCCCCACGAACGGAGCGCGAAACGGGUAGCCCUACGCUAGAUGGACUCCAAACGCGCAACCCCCCGAGCAGAGGAGGGCCACCACACAACGCUGGCAUACUCCAGCACUGACCGAAUAAGAGCGCAAUAAAGAGUUUUUGCGCAGAUUGGGUCAGAGAGCUCGCGAGUCAUGUUAACGACUAAACCUAACAAUUGACAAUUGUCACAACGUGAUCAAGGUGUUGCUCAAUCGUGAGUUUCGCGUCUACGAAAACAACCAAGUCUUUGACACAAUCGGCUCUCUGCAAAGUUUGCCCGUUUAGCGAGUAGUCGAAAUGCACUGGAGAGCGUGAACGGCUGAAGGUGAUGGUAACACACUUUUUAACGCAAAUGGUUAAGGAGUUUCGUGUGCACCAGUUAUCGAAGUCUUCCAGUGAAGCCUGGAGUAUCCGAUGGUGGUCUGGUCCCUGGAUUUUGCCGAAAGAUUUUCGUUUCGUCCGCGUACAGCAGGUGAUUAUCCGCAGGAAGGAUCGUGGAAACAUCAUUUAUGUAAAGGACAAAUAGUAAGGAUCCCAGAUUGCUGCCUAGAGGGACGCCGGAUGAAGCACGAAUUGAUCUAGACAGAUAGGGCCCCAUCCUAACGGAAUAAGUACGGCCCAUUAUCUCAGCCAUGCAGCUAGAGGAUCUGGAAGGCCAAGUGUGUUGAGUUUUGCUAGUAACAUGGCGCGAAAUAUCCUGUCAAAUGCGGUUUUUAAAUCAGUGUAAAUAACAUCUACUUGAAAGCGAGCAUCAAUGGAUUUAUGGCAGCUACUAACGAAUUGCAUAAGGUUUGUGGUUGUUGGUCUGUUAGGGACAAAUCCGUGCUGAUACGGGCUGAUGUAAUUAAAAGCCGCUCAAGCACUAUCGCAACGGCCGCUGGCGAUGUAACGCCGCGAUAGUUAGGAACCUCAUUCUUGCAGCCUUUCUUAUGAAUUGGUGUUAACCACGAGACCUUCCAAGAGACAGGGAAGGUGCAUGAACGUAGCGAUUCCGCGAAGAUUUUUGCAAGUAAUGCUCACUCAGUUUUUUUCUAUAUUACGUAGGUGUUGUUGUGGCAGAUUCAAUUAUAACGUCGAUAAAGUGCGUGGACGCUGUUGUAGUAAACCCGAAAAGUAGGACACCUUCGAUCACGCAUGCAAUUAGUGUUCUCACGCACACCGUGCUUGGCAGGCUAAGAUGCUGGGUUAAACGCUUUACUAAGAAGGACACUCAGGGAGUUAGGAACCGUUCCAGCUUUUAGGCUAAUAGGCUAAAUAGGCUAAAAGCGAUUACGUCCGGGGUGUCCAGCUGCGAACUAAACAUCGAGACAACUUGUUCUAUGGUGACGGACGCAGCCAGUCUUGAUAGAUGCAGUCAUAAAUAAUCGGUAUUUGGUAAUUGUGAGACAGUUGGUAUUGAAGCCGAGGUGGUAAUGGUGCCUGCGAUUAUUUAUUUAUUUUAUUUAUUUACAUAACUGCUGUCUAAAUUGAAUUUUUAACAACAUACCUAUUAACUAAACUUAUUAAAUAUUCGCUCGGAGGAUGGAUCGGAAGGAUGGUGAUGGUGAGGAGAGGUAAUGGUCAAACAAAUGGGCGCAGGAAUUAAAGAAUCUCACAGCACGUAAUAAAGCGUCAUUUAAACCAACUGAA
Anopheles arabiensis is the source of this 3489-nucleotide messenger RNA. RefSeq lists its product as uncharacterized. Lineage: Eukaryota; Metazoa; Arthropoda; Insecta; Diptera; Culicidae. The transcript is spliced from 2 exons. Bases 958 to 1746 code for a protein of 262 amino acids. The record is from RefSeq and is a predicted model, not a curated record.